AAGCAGAGAGAAUUGACAGAGGAAAAGUGGCCAUGGACCUGAUCCCAAGCUUUUCCAUGGAAACCUGGCUUCUCCUGGCUACCAGCCUGGUCCUCCUCUAUCUAUAUGGGACCUCCACACAUGGACUUUUUAAGAAGCUGGGAAUUCCUGGGCCAAAACCUCUGCCUUUUGUGGGAACUGCUCUGGCCUACCGCAAGGGUUUUUCUGUUUUUGACGAGACAUGUUUUAGAAAGUAUGGAAGAAUGUGGGGGUUUUAUGAUGGGCGACAGCCUGUGCUGGCUAUCACAGAUACGGACAUGAUCAAGACAGUACUAGUGAAAGAAUGUUAUUCUGUCUUCACAAACCGGCGGUCUUUUGGUCCAGCGGGAUUUAUGAAAAGUGCAAUCUCUUUGUCUGAGGAUGAAGAAUGGAAGAGGAUGCGAACAUUGUUGUCCCCUACUUUCACUAGUGGAAAGCUCAAGGAGAUGUUCUCCAUCAUUGACCAAUAUGGAGAUGUGUUGGUGAAGAACAUGAGGAAGGAGGCCGAGAAAGGCAAGCCUAUCAACUUGAAAGACGUCUUUGGAGCCUACAGCAUGGAUGUGAUUACCAGCACAUCGUUUGGAGUGAACAUUGAUUCCCUCAACAACCCACAGGAUCCCUUUGUGGAAAAUAUUAAGAAGCUCUUAAAAUUUGAUUUCCUUGAUCCAUUUUUCUUCUCAAUAUUACUGUUUCCAUUUCUUACCCCAGUUUUUGAAAUGUUAAAUAUCUCACUAUUUCCAAAAAGUACUAUUGAUUUUUUCAAGAAAUCUAUAAAGAGGAUGAAGGAAAGUCGCCUCCAAGAUAAACAAAAGCACCGAGUGGAUUUUCUUCAGCUGAUGAUUAACUCCCAGAAUUCCAAAGAAAUGGACACCCAGAAAGCUCUGUCUGAUCUGGAACUCGUGGCCCAAUCUAUUAUCUUUAUUUUUGCUGGCUAUGAGACCACUAGCACUUCUCUUUCCUUUCUUGUGUAUGAAUUGGCCACUCACCCGGAUGUCCAGCAAAAACUGCAGGAGGAGAUUGAUGCGACUUUCCCCAAGAAGGCACCACCUACUUAUGAUGGCCUUGUACAGAUGGAGUAUCUGGACAUGGUGUUGAAUGAAACUCUGAGAUUAUACCCAAUCGGUGGUAGACUUGAGAGGGUCUGUAAGAAAGAUGUGGAGAUCAGUGGUGUGUUUAUUCCCAAAGGGACAGUGGUGAUGGUGCCAGUCUUUACUCUUCAACGAGACCAGGAUCUUUGGCCCGAGCCUGAGGAGUUCCGUCCUGAAAGGUUCAGUAAGAAGAACAAGGACAGCAUAAACCCUUAUAUAUACCUGCCCUUUGGAACUGGACCCCGAAAUUGCCUUGGGAUGAGGUUUGCGAUCUUGAACAUGAAACUUGCCCUUGUCAAAGUCCUGCAGAACUUCUCCUUCAAACCUUGUAAAGAAACACAGAUCCCCAUGAAAUUAAACGUUCAAGGGUUACUUCAACCAGAAAAACCCAUUGUUCUCAAGGCUGAGCUAAGAGACGGAGUGUAAAUGGAGCCUGACUUCCCCUAUGGACCUCCCUUUUGUUCUCCAAGAAGCUGUAUCCCAGAUCACCAGAGACCUCAGUUUCCUUUGUGAGUAAAACCCAGAAAUGAAGAUGGCCUGCAUCUACUGCCUGUGACAGAUGACUAGGGCUUCCAUACCUUCAUUUAGCCUUUUUGGUGUCUGUGUAGAGCAUUAUGUAUUGUGGAGAGUGAAGGAGGUGCCCAAUAAGAGCCAGCAAUGUCGACUCAGCCUGUCUGGUUCACACAGACUACCCCAGUUAGUACC
Molecule: messenger RNA, 1811 nt
Organism: Neogale vison (American mink)
Lineage: Eukaryota; Metazoa; Chordata; Mammalia; Carnivora; Mustelidae
Product: cytochrome P450 3A12-like
Exons: 13
Coding region: 33-1532 (499 amino acids)
Biological process (GO): oxidative demethylation; steroid metabolic process
Molecular function (GO): iron ion binding; heme binding; oxidoreductase activity, acting on paired donors, with incorporation or reduction of molecular oxygen, reduced flavin or flavoprotein as one donor, and incorporation of one atom of oxygen
Source: RefSeq, a predicted model, not a curated record